Molecule: messenger RNA, 739 nt
Organism: Macroventuria anomochaeta
Lineage: Eukaryota; Fungi; Ascomycota; Dothideomycetes; Pleosporales; Didymellaceae
Exons: 1
Coding region: 380-574 (64 amino acids)
Source: RefSeq, a predicted model, not a curated record
GUUGAUUGACAAGGUUGAACACAAUGCUAUAAGGGCAGUGUGUCUACUUGCUAUAUACAUGAGCAGAGGAUUGCUCAGAUUGCUUGGAUUGCUUGGUACUGAGUAUACUGAUUGUACCAAGUAUACUGCUUGUGUUGAGUAUACUGACUGUAACGCCUACGACCAAAAGCACCCCAAUAGUGGUGUGAUUCCUACAGGUUGCCGCACACUGCUCCUUUUCGGUUGCAAACUGCAUCCUUGUCACCUGGACAAGGGUAGUUCCAAUUCCCCUCCAAACUGUGUACUUAAUCAGUUUGGCACAGUCGUUAGAUAGAGCAGUUUUUCUGUAUCCUUUUGUACAAGACCUAUAGGUGUAGGGAAUUCAAUCCUAGUGUUCUCAAUGUCCCAGCACUCCCAUAUGCCUCGUAGUGGACUCACACUUACUUUGGACAUCUUCCCUACUGGCCUGCGUCGUUACACUGACCAUGCCAAGUAUACUGCUUGUACUGAGUAUACUGAUUGUACCAAGUAUACCACUUGUGCCAAGUGUUGCCAAUGCAGCCCACUGCUCAGGUCGCUUGAGUUGCUCCACUGAGAGUGAUGAUCAUACUGAGUAUUGCCAACGCGGCCCACUGCUCAAGUCAAUUGAUACUACAGUUCCUUGGCUCCUCUCAUAUCAUUGCGUAGUCCUGUUUGUUCAGUGUUGUUGCGGGUUGUCCUUUGAUUGUAACAGAAACACCUCCAUUUAGGCGGUCAAGGG